Molecule: messenger RNA, 2438 nt
Organism: Marchantia polymorpha subsp. ruderalis
Lineage: Eukaryota; Viridiplantae; Streptophyta; Marchantiopsida; Marchantiales; Marchantiaceae
Source: the annotation of a GenBank genome assembly
GGGCACCGAGUGCAGUGACAGAGCGAUAUGGAUGGCGCUGGCGUUUCCGGGCAGAUUGGAAAUCGUAUCGUGCUCGCACCUCGUCUCAGAGUUUUAUCCACCGCCCAGAAAACUUCUGUCAUCUGCUCCGAUGAGUCUCUUCCAACACGACGGACAUGAACACUCAUCUGACGGCGUGCUGAAGCCAUGGCGUCCCAGAAUUCGCGACGGUACAAGGCCGAGUCUCUGGGACGGCUGCGGCUGCGGCCUUCCUCGGAUCAGGAAUCCGAGGAAGGUAAUUACGAAUCAUAAAAGGAUUUCCCCCGUCGUCGUCGGUCCAAGUCCAAGUCACGUCGCGAGCAGUUCUUUUCCGAGCGCUAAGGCGAGGAACGAUUGUAUAUUUCUGUCAGUGUGGGGGAUGCAUCGAGUGUCAGCCUUUCAGGACGCGUCUUAUGGCAGCAUGUGAAAUCGAGUUUGCCCGGAUGCGAACCAUCCGAACUCUAGAAGUCGCUUUAUGCAGCGACUUCUAGAGUUCGGACCACACUCCGUAGCAGCUCGAAGAAUGGUCCGAUUGCAGUCUGCCGCACCAAAUUACGGGAAUGACCUCGUGCUUUCCUGGAUUUUUUUCAGAGGAAGUGCCAGUGCGCUCGUCGUUUCCCUUGCCGUGGAGGAUCGUGUGUGCAUUGUACAGCGUAGCACGCGGAUUUCUGUACAGAAAGAAUCACACCAUAAACAGGACUCUGAGCAACUUUGUGGACAUCACGGCGAAAGCGAGUUCCAAGCCCGUGGAUGGCGUCUACUCUGAGGAUGUGAGCUAUGGCGAGCACGCGGAGCAGUACGCGAGAGUGUUUCGCCCGGCGAAUCCAGGGACCGAGAAGAUACCCGUGGUCUUCUUCUUCCACGGGGGAGGCUUCGCGAUUUUGUGCGCCGCGUCGAAAACCUACGACAGAAUGUGCCGACUGGUGGCCAAAGGGGCGCAGGCGAUGGUGGUGUCCGUGAACUACAGGCGAGCUCCGGAGCACCGGUACCCGACAGCGUACGACGAUUGCUUCGAGGCGAUUCGAUGGGCGCAGGCCGAAUGCCAGAGCGGCGGCGAGCUCUUCGCGGCGGCGGACGCGACGCGAGUGUUCUUCGUGGGCGACAGCGCGGGCGGCAACAUCGCGCACUUCAUGAUGGCGCGCGCGGUGCAGAGCGACGUGAGCCCGCUCGAGCUCAAAGGCGUCGUGCAAUUGCACCCAUUCUUCGGCGGCGUCGAGCGGUCCCCGGCCGAGCUCCGAAUGCCCGAUGCGCUCUUCCUGUCGCUCGAAUUUACUGACUGGUUCUGGGCUGCGUUUCUGCCGCCGGGCGCCGAUCGCGACCAUCCUGCGUGCAAUGUCUUCGGCCCCGGAGCCGAAGACCUCUCCGGCUUGGCACUGCCCCCGAUUCUCGUCACCAUAGGCUCCAACGACAUCCUCCAGGACUGGCAAGCGCGCUACGUCCAGAAACUCCGAGACAUGGGCAAGAAUGUGACCACCCGAUGCUCUGACGUCUGUCACGCCGAGUACAUCCUCGACGACGUGAUGCAAGCCCUCAUGGACGAGAGCGUGCGAUUCAUCCAAUCCUCGGCCUCUUAGUUCCUGCCCCUGCCGAUCGAUCCAUCGGCUUUUCGGAGCCUGUGCUUUCGUACUCUUCGAUCACCGAUUCUGUUGCAUUCGGCGAUGCCCGACGAGCCGAACUCACCUACGCCGAAGAAUCGCACCGUGGAGGAGCUCGGUGCAUGCACAAUGAAUCGAUUCAAUUUCCGCACAAGUGAUUGCUACUUGCAGCAGGACUCAGUAAAGCUGGCGGCAUCUUUUUCUUCUGUGGUGAACAUUAGCUUCCUCCCAAAGCUCAUGCUCUUUUGCUGCCCUGGUUUCGCAUGUCUUGCAACGCUUUGUUGUUACGGUUGAAACAUCGGACGUGUGAUUGUUUUCCUCGAUGCUGUACCUGCUCACCGAUCAUACACAGUGACAGAUAUCACAAUGGAAUCUUCGCAUAGUUUUAAUGAAUAAUAAGUUUUCCGAUCAAAUCCAUACUUCAUCUAACAAGAAAAUAACCUCCCUUUGAACUUUUACAGGUAAUAAAGCUAUUUUAUUUUCUUAUUCCCCUUUUGUGGCUUUUUCGGGCACGUCGUCUGUUUUAGUAAGGUCGCCGGGAGAGUAACCGGGACCGGAUGUGCGGAUCCAAGAAAGGUUCGCCUUCCCGGCGCCUGAAACUCGAGUCAUUCGUGGUUCCAGCGACCUAGGACCACUUACUCAUCUUUAGCGUGCUAACAGAAUACUCGAUAUCUCGGACGAAGGAUAAAACCAAGAUUUCAGCGGUUCGGGGCUCAUUUGGAACUUUGGAACUAUAUUAUUUAUGAAAUACGAUAAGGUAUAGUUUUUCUGUAUUGAAGCUUACGUCGUAAUACAUCAUAAAAAGUUGUAGUUGGUCUUACUUGG